AUGGAUUCCACCGCGGCGUACGUGGAAGUGGGUACGCCCAAGUACGUGCAAGGGACCGACCGACUGGACGUUGGCGUCCAUGGCGUUGAGCCCCGCGACACGGGGAUGACCAACAAGGACCAGCCCGCGCCGGACGGCCAAGUCGUGUCCAUGACCGAGCUCUUUGGCUACGCCGACGGCGUCGACAAGCUCUUGAUGGUGCUGGGCGCUAUUGGCGCGCUGGCUGCCGGUAUUGCGCAGCCGAUUCAGAUCGUGCUCCUUGGCGACGUGCUCAACACGUUCAACCCGUCGGACCCGAAUGCGGACAUUGAGAGCGACAUCAGCAGCGUCGCGCUGUACUUUGUCGGCGUCGGCAUCGCUGUCUUUGUCGCUGGGAGCUUCCAAGUCGCGUGCUGGACGAUCACAGCAUCGCGCCAAGCAAAGCGCAUUCGGAGCGAGUACGUGAGUGCGAUUUUGACCAAAGACAUUGGCUGGUUUGACGUGAACGAGCCCAUGGAACUGGCCUCGCGGGUCGCCGAAGCGACUGUGGCCAUCCAAGAAGGAAUGGGCCGUAAAGUCGGCGACGGACUCAAUUUCUUCUCCAUGGCGGUCUCCGGCAUUGUCAUUGGACUUGUGAAAGGCUGGGAGCUCGCGCUGAUCUUGCUGGCGUUCACACCGUUCCUUGCCGUGACGGCGUUCUUGUCGAUGAAAGUGCUGUCGACGGCGACACAAGCUGGACUCACGUCGUACGGUAGAGCUGGUGCUGUGGCGCAGGAAGCGCUGAGCAACGUGCGCACGGUGCACAUGUUCAACUCGAUUGGGCACUUUGCUGCCAAGUACGACGAUGCGUUGGGCAUGUCGACGACUGCCGGCAUAAAGAAGGGACUUGCGGUCGGAUGGGGCACUGGAAUCAUGUUUGGCACGAUCUUUUUCACGUACGCAGGUGGAAUGUACUUUGGCGCUCUUAUGGUCGCCAAUGAUAAUCUCGAUGGCAACAAUUGUACGGGAAACGGCUGCUACGACGGCGGACGGGUGAUCACGGUGUUCUUUUCUAUCAUCAUGGGCGCCAUGGCGAUCGGACAAGCUGCCCCAAGCGUCGAGGCGAUUACAUCGGCGCGCGCUGCUGCGUUUCCCGUGUUCCAAACGAUCAAUCGUCCGUCGCUGAUUGAUCCGAUCAGUGACGACGGCAAAAAGCUGGACAAGGUGAUGGGUCGCAUUGAGAUUGACAGAGUAUCGUUUGCUUACCCGUCGCGCGCGAAUGUACAAGUAUGCAGCAACUAUUCGUUGACAAUCAUGCCAGGAGAGACGGUAGCUCUUGUUGGACCUAGCGGCAGCGGCAAGAGCACGAUUGUAUCGUUGCUCGAGCGUUUCUACGACCCGCUGAGCGGCGCCGUGACCCUUGAUGGUGUGGACGUGCGAUUGCUGAACGUGAGAUGGUUGCGUUCACAGAUUGGAUUAGUAGGUCAAGAGCCGUCGCUCUUUGCGACAUCCAUCAUGGAGAAUAUUCGCUAUGGAUGUCCGUCAGCUACGGACGAGCAGGUGAUUGAGGCAGCAAAGAUGGCGAAUGCGGACAGUUUUAUCAGGGACUUCCCCCAGGGGUAUCGGACUGAAGUGGGUGAGCGCGGCGCUCAACUUUCGGGUGGACAGAAGCAGCGGAUUGCCAUUGCUCGUGCGAUUAUCAAGAAUCCACCGAUCUUGCUGCUGGACGAAGCUACUAGCGCGCUCGAUACGGAGAGUGAACGAAUUGUGCAGGCAUCGCUCGACCGCCUACUAGCAAACUCGACCCGAACAACAAUCAUCGUUGCACACCGCUUGUCCACGAUCCGCAACGCCAACCGUAUUGCAGUCCACAGCGGUGGUGCGAUCGUAGAGAUCGGUUCGCACGAUGAGUUGAUGAAGCUGGAAAAUGGGCACUACCGUCUCCUAGUACAAGCUCAGGAUCGCGCUUCGAGCGAAGAGACAGAAGGGAGUGUUGCUGAAGACGCGACUAUAGCAAGCAAGGAAUCACCUGAUGAUAUGCAUCUGCGCUCUGGUCGAUCAUCACGACGAUCGGCCAGUCGACUGAGCGAAUCGGGGAAGGGAGGUGUCGUGAACACGGUGGAUGAAGAGGAAAUCGGUGACGCCGAUCUUCCUCCGGUCUCGAUGGCGCGAGUUUGGAAGAUGUCAGCGCCAGAAUGGAAGUUUCUGCUUGCCGGUUCUCUCGGUGCCAUUGUGAACGCUGCGGUGUUCCCAGUGUGGGGCGUCCUAUUGGUGAACAUUACCGUGCUCUUUUUCAGGGUCGACUACACCAAGGACGAGAUGAUGGACGAGGCGCGAUGGUGGGCACUCGGCUUCGUCGGUCUGGGACUCGUGUUUGCUUUUUCGAUGACUUUGCAGCAUUACGGAUUCGCCGUGGUGUCGCAGAAGCUUGUUACCCGUGUGCGAUCGGCCACGUUCAGUGCGAUGCUGCACCAAGAAAUCGGCUGGUUCGACCUGGACGAGAACUCUUCUGGUGCGCUGGUGUCUCGUUUGGCAACGGACUCUGCUAUUUUGCAGGCUAUGACAUCUGAGACGCUCAACCGAGGAUUGGUGAACCUCACCACGAUCUUCAUUGCUUUUGCAAUUGCGUUCUCUUACAGCUGGCAAAUGACCCUCAUUUUGCUGGCAGCCUUCCCUGUGAUGGUUGCAUCCUCGUUCAUUCAGGCCCAGCAAAUGGCGGGCACAUCUGGCAACAAGACGAACAACGAUGCUGAUACGGCGGCAGGCUCACUGUUGUCCGAAGCAAUCGGGUCGAUUCGAACGGUCGCUUCAUUCAGCAUGGAAGAAGCGAUGAACACGAUGUACGUGAGCUACUUGAACGUGUCGAAGGAAGCUGACGUCAAGAUUGGCGUCAUUGGAGGCAUGGCGUUUGGCGUGUCGCAGGGCGCGAUGUUCUUGGUGAUGGCGUUCCUCUUUUACGUCAGCGGUCGCUGGAUUUCGCGUGGAAUCAUCACGUUUGAGGAGUUUUUCAUGGUCCUGAUAGUGAUCAUGCUCAGUACGUUUGCUAUCGGAAUGGCUGCACAAGGUGCAACAGAUGGAGCCAAGGCCAAACGAUCGGCCCAACGUGUGUUCAAAGUCAUCGACCGCAAGCCGCUUAUCGAUGCGACUUCGAGCACUGGUCGGUCGCUCGACCACGUGGACGGCAACAUUGAGUUCUGCAACGUGGAGUUCGCGUACCCCGCUCGUCCCGACGCCAAGAUCUACAAGAACUAUAGCUUGAAAGUCGCGCGUGGCCAAACGGUCGCGCUCGUCGGCGUCAGCGGCAGCGGCAAGAGCACGGCGAUCUCACUGCUGGAGCGGUUCUACGACCCUGCGGCUGGCGUGGUCACGCUAGACGGCCACGACCUCAAGGGCCUGAAUUUGCAAUGGCUGCGCGAGCACGUGUCGCUCGUCAGCCAGGAGCCGGUGUUGUUUGCAGGCACGAUUGCCGACAAUAUUGGACUCGGCAAGCCUUCUUCGACGCGAGACGAGAUUGUCGAGGCGGCAAAGCAAGCCAACGCGUUUGACUUUAUCAGCAAUUUCCCGAACGGCUUUGACACGGAUGUCGGCGACCGAGGAGCUCAGGUAUCGGGCGGCCAGAAGCAACGCAUUGCCAUCGCUCGCGCUAUCUUGCGGGACCCGGACGUGCUGCUGCUGGACGAAGCGACGAGCGCGUUGGACAACGAAAGCGAGCGCGUCGUGCAGGCGUCUCUCGACCGGUUGCUCGCGCUCAAGCAGCGCACGACAAUCAUUGUAGCCCACCGCCUGUCCACCAUUCGCAACGCCAACGUCAUUGCUGUGACCCACGACGGCGCUAUCGUAGAACAAGGCACACACGACCAGCUCAUGCAACUGCCUAACGGCCUGUACAAGGGCCUCGUAGCGCGCCAGGUGAACGCACAUUAG
Hyaloperonospora brassicae is the source of this 3882-nucleotide messenger RNA. The record is from the annotation of a GenBank genome assembly. Lineage: Eukaryota; Oomycota; Peronosporomycetes; Peronosporales; Peronosporaceae.